Molecule: messenger RNA, 2101 nt
Organism: Amaranthus tricolor (Joseph's coat)
Lineage: Eukaryota; Viridiplantae; Streptophyta; Magnoliopsida; Caryophyllales; Amaranthaceae
Product: protein FREE1-like
Exons: 10
Coding region: 326-1879 (517 amino acids)
Biological process (GO): multivesicular body assembly; intralumenal vesicle formation
Cellular component (GO): late endosome membrane; ESCRT I complex
Molecular function (GO): metal ion binding; ubiquitin binding
Source: RefSeq, a predicted model, not a curated record
ACUUACCAAACAAAUAUUUUAAUUAUUUGAUCUAAUUAAAAGUCAAAAGUCAAUCCAAAAGCCAUACAAAAAGCUGAUUACAAGCCCUUAGCAUUUAAACGCAACCUGAAGCUUCUUUGGUACUUCGAUUAGUUGGCGAAGGAAACUACUUACAUAUUCUUGUUCAUUUUUUCUCUCUCUAUACAUGAUUUCUCUCCAAUCUAAUUUCCUUCAAUCAAUUGAUUCCUCAAUCACUCUUUCUGUCAUCAACUUGAAUUUAUCGCUUCCCAUUAUUUUCAUUAAUUAAAUCCUUGCAAACCACCAAAUUGAAUUCGAAUUUACAAAGAUGCACCAAGGUGUAGGUGAUAGUUCCAAUUCUUAUCACCCAAAUCAAUUUCAUCAAUCCACCUUCCAAAUCCCUAACCCUAAUCCCACUUUUGAUUCUUACGUCCUCAAUCCAUGGCCUGCUGCAUCCGCCUCUGCUCCACCUCUUUCGUCUUCUUACGCUUCGCAAUGUUCCGAUUACGAUUACCCUAGUUAUUAUCCUCAUAAUUCCACUCCUACUGCCCCCUCUUUCCCGCCAAACCCUAACCCUAAUCUCCAUCCUCCUUCCUACGAACACAAUCAACCUUCAUAUUACUCUUGUGAUCAUAAUCAUCCUACCAAAAACCCGAAUCCGAACCCAUCAUAUACGGGUACCAAAUACUCAUCUCCCCCUUCCCAUGAUGCAAACAGCUUGAAUUAUGACCGUUGGAGUGGUUAUGUGGAGCAGGAUCAUGGUAUGUACAGCGAUGAUGGUGUUUAUAGAUAUGAAGGAGGAAAGGUGGAGCCUUAUGGAGCCCGAGGAACGGCUUCUUUUUCAGGAUCUAAUUCACAAGUUAUGUUUGAUGAUUAUGGGCGCCCCAUUAAUCUUUCACAUGGUAAUGAUCGUGGGACUAGAGAUGGGAAUGUUCAGGGAGGAGUAAAGGCAGUACCCAAGAUGGUGAAGGCGAUUCCCAAGGAAGAUGUGGAGGAUGAUGUUACGGGUGGUGUGCAGAAGUUUCGCGUCAAAGUUUUGGCUGAGGGUUAUGGUCAGAGUGAUAUGGAUGUUCUUUGCCAGAUUGGUUUGGAUGGGAUUCGAAUGCUCGAUCCUGCAACAGGUCGGACACUGAGAAUAUAUCCUAUUAAGGCAAUAACAAGAUGGGAGGUAUUGGAUUCCUAUAUAUUUGCAUUUUGGGCCAAAAUGCCAACAGACGUUGAACCACAACGCAUUAGACUAAAGUCAAACAGCUAUACUACUAAUACAAUAUUAGACACAGUUACAGCAGCAAGUGUGCAGGUUAAAGAGAUAGGUGAAAGAAGAGAAUCCAUCCCAUUCAAGGCCUCUGAACAGCUAGCUGAUAAGAAGAAAGGUUUUGUUGACUGGGUGAGCUUGAUCAAACCCCAAGAUGAGGAGAAAGAUCACUGGGUUCCUGAUGAAGCAGUCAGUCAGUGCACGUCAUGUGGUGCAAACUUUAAUGCUUUUGUUCGCAAGCAUCACUGUAGAAAUUGUGGUGAGAUCUUUUGUGACAAAUGUACUCAAGGAAGAACUCCUCUUACAACAGAUGAACAAGCACCAUCAGUUCGAGUUUGUGAUCGUUGCAUGGCUGAAGUCACUGAGAGGCUUGCCAAUGCUAAGGAGGUUGCUAAUAGAAGUGACUCAUUUUUAAGUCAUGAGGAUUUGGCUAAAAAGCUUAAGGAGGAGAUGAGUAGAAAUUCGAAGUCAUCAGCAGGUUUGAAGACGGAAGGUUCUCUGACACGGAUGAGAGAAGUUGAAUGUCCCACUUGCACAGUCCACUUGCAGGUUGAAGUUCCAGCCUCUGGUUCGGAGACUAUUGAGUGCAGUGUUUGUCAGAAUCCUUUCCUGGUUAGCGCACACUAAUUAACAGCAAACUUUUGGACCCUUAUUUUGAGUAAUAUAUGUAUUGUGGGGGAAGCGAUCACCAUUCACCGUUAGAUUAAUUGAAAUGAGUGCCUCUUAAUAUAUGUUUGGUAUGGGACUGUGGGUAUAUAAUAUCUUACGCAUAUGAGCCAUGAGUCUGUUGAUAUGAUACACUUGCUAUGAUAUUAUGGUUGUCUGUAAUUUGAAGAACUUUUUUUUUUU